AUGGACGUCCCGGUAGCUGCCAAUGUAUUGGGGACCAUGGGAGCACUGAUACCUCAAAUUGUUGUAAACUACAGACGACACAAUGCAACCGGAUUGCAACCCACAAUGAUGAUUUUGUGGGCUUGGGCCGGUGUCCCCCUGGGUGUUUAUAACAUUGCUGAAGACUACAACAUUGCUUUGCGCAUACAGCCUCAGAUUCUCACUGUCCUGAGUCUCGUCACGUGGAUCCAGUGCUAUUAUUAUGAGAAGAACUGGUCUGUUUUGCGUUCACUUGCGGUGGUCAUCCCCAUAGCCAGUCUUAUGGGUGGAGUGCAAACUGGCCUCAUAUUCGCAAUACGACAUGCUCAGCGCCAGGACCUGCAUUGGCCUAGUAUCCUCAUGGCAGUUGCUUCGGCUAGUCUGCUUGCAGCUGGGGUUAUGCGGCACUACAUUGACAUCUACCUCUUUCGCACUGUUCGAGGAAUCUCGUUCAUCUUUGUAGCCAUCGAUGCCCUAGGCGAUGUCUUCUCAUUGGUGUCCGUCUUGUUCCAACCUACACUGGACAUUCUAGGGAUGGUGAUUUAUGGCACCGAAUUGGCUCUCUGGAUUGGCAUCUUUGCUUGCGGAGCUUAUUACAACCUCGUGCCUUGGAUUGUCUCACAGAAAAACGGCUGGGGGAGAAGUCAUGCGGUAUGCGAUGAAAGCGCUCGUCCUGCUGCAAAUCUGACCACAGGUGGAGAUGGAGCAGCAGUCGCAUCUGGGAUUGCGCUCCACAAUCUACCUUCUAGCACUUCAGUCUUCAGGACCCCGUCGGGCAAUACCGACGUCAUGUCACAGUGA
This is a messenger RNA of Bipolaris maydis ATCC 48331, 819 nucleotides long. The record is from RefSeq and is a predicted model, not a curated record. Lineage: Eukaryota; Fungi; Ascomycota; Dothideomycetes; Pleosporales; Pleosporaceae.